This is a messenger RNA of Anopheles merus, 5433 nucleotides long. It is a transcript of the gene Liprin-alpha, whose product is annotated as liprin-alpha-1. NCBI's taxonomy places the organism in Eukaryota, Metazoa, Arthropoda, Insecta, Diptera, Culicidae. The record is from RefSeq and is a predicted model, not a curated record. The transcript is spliced from 20 exons. Gene Ontology annotation, molecular function: protein binding. Bases 801 to 4427 code for a protein of 1208 amino acids. Gene Ontology annotation, cellular component: presynaptic active zone. Gene Ontology annotation, biological process: synapse organization.
AGAUAGGGGAAAAAAGAAAAGAAUUUACAAAACACAAAAAGCGAGAAAGGUGUGUCUCUGUGCACGGUGAAAUUUUGUGACUACAGUAAUCGUUCCAAUCCGUGCCGACCGUGCAUUCUGAGUGCCUAAUUACAUAAUGGGCGUCCAGUGUCGCGUGCAUUCGUCGCGAAGGAAAGUUUAAGCGCAGCGUGGGCUCGUGCUGCCAGCAAGGACGUCGGCAAGGGGAACAACCUUUGCACGACGGGACGGGAUUACCCCUAUCGGCUGUGGCGGAAACGAGGGGGGGAAUUGAUCCGCCGUCGACGUUGCCUCUGGGCUGCCGCCACUGCUCGGUAACGCGACCAUCGCUCCCCUCCCGUCACGCGCGCCUUUCAUCUUUCGCCCUCUCUCUCGCUCGUUUCCCCAACGUGCCGACAUUUUUUCGACAUUCUACCUGCGUGCUGCGGCCAGCGUCUCAGCUAGCACCCCUCCGCCCCCGCAUCAUCCUGUCAUAUCGAGUGCGAGUGUUACCGUAACGUGGUGUUGUGUGGUGUCCGCCGCUUCCGCCCCACGCACUGCCGUACGCACGCACGCACGUCCCGUGUUUGGCUGCCCGGUUUUGAAAAGAGAGCGAAAGUGUUGGGAGUGCGCGUCGCUCGGGAGAGAGAGAUAUAGUGCAAUAGUGAGAGAGCGAGAGCGUGUAGUAGUAGCAGCAGCAGCGGAGGCCAGCAGCGACCCCAGCAGCAGGCUCCAAGGAUCCAAAGGAAGAGGAAAUUUUGUUUUGGGAGCUGGCGCACGGGCAAAACCAAAAAUAGUGCAAAAUGUGGAACAUGAUGUGCGACGUGAUGCCGACCAUCUCGGAGGACAACAUCUCCCAGCGGUCGUCCCAGUUCAGCGGCGAGGAUGCCAACUUCGAGCAGCUGAUGGUGUCGAUGCUGGACGAGCGGGACAAGCUGAUGGACAGCUUGCGCGAAACCCAGCAGCGGAUGGCGGACAUGGAGAUGAAAAUCCAGGAGGUGGAAAAGGAGCGGGACAGUCUACACCGUCAGAUUGCGGCCAAUUUACCACAGGAAUUCUCGACCCUUACCAAAGAGCUAACGCAGGCCCGCGAGACGCUGCUCGAACGAGAUGAAGAAAUCGGAGAGCUGAAAGCGGAACGAAACAACACCAGGCUCCUGUUGGAACAUCUCGAGUGUCUGGUGUCCCGGCACGAGCGUUCGUUACGCAUGACGGUGGUGAAGCGCCAGGCAGCAUCCCAGAGCGGCGUAUCCAGCGAGGUGGAGGUGCUGAAGGCCCUCAAAAGUUUGUUCGAGCACCACAAGGCGUUGGAUGAGAAGGUUCGAGAGCGACUCCGAAUAUCGUUAGAGAAAAAUAAUGAUCUAGAAGCGGAACUCAACCAAACCAAAGAGGAGCUUCAGCAAUACAAGUCGGGUGUAUUGUCCAACCAAUCGGACCCUUCGCUAGACAGCAGCAGCGAAAAGAAGGAUGCAUUGAAGAACGGUGAGGCCGGAGAAAUGAUCGACUACAGCGCAAAGACGCACGAACUGCAGACGAUCAUCGAAAAGCAAACGGCCGAACUGUCCCAGUGGCAACGGCGCGUGUCCGAUCUGAACACCAAGAUCAACGAGAUGGAGGACAACAUGUGCAAGCUGCAGAAGGAGUACACCAAGUCGCAGGAAGCGUGCGUGAAGCUGCAGCGCGAUCUGCGCGAAAACGUUGCCCAGAAAGAGGACCAAGAGGAGCGCAUUGCGACGCUCGAGAAGCGCUAUCUGAAUGCGCAGCGCGAAUCGACCUCGCUGCAUGACCUGAACGAGAAGCUUGAGCAGGAAUUGCGCCACAAGGAGGCUCAGCUGAAGCUGCAAGAAGGUAAAAUAGCGGCGAUACAGGAAAAGCUAGAACUUUCCGAGCAGAAGCUGGCCCAGUUCUCGAAGCUGCCGGAAAUGGAGGAACAGCUGAAGGCGCGAAUGGAAGCCCUAACACAGGUAGGCAAACAGGCACAGGAGCGGCACGGUUCGGCCGAGGAUCGUAUUACGCGGCUGGAAAACAAUGUGGAGGAAAAGAAUGCGGAAGUCAUGCGUCUCAAUCAAAGACUGAAGAUGAACGAAGAGCACAAUCAGCGGCUAUCGUCGACGGUGGACAAACUGCUGGCCGAGUCGAACGACCGGUUGCAGGUCCAUUUGAAGGAACGCAUGACGGCGCUGGAGGAGAAGAACACGCUCACGCAGGAGCUCGACAAGGCGCGCAAGUACGCCGAAGAGCUGUGCCAGGAGAAAUCCGAUAUGCUCAAGGAGAUCGCCAAGAACCGGCUGGAGAUGGAAACGUUCAAGCGUCAAAUAUUGCAGCAGGAAAUUGCGUACAACAUCCAGCAAACGGAAGCACUAACCAGAAGCUUAUCACCAAACGCGGUGGGCAAUCCGUCCGCCAACAGUGGAUUUUCGCGCAGCGGGUCGGCCACCUUCAGCACGCACAGCUUGCGGCGGAACAAGUCGACGCUGGAGGAGGAACACUUUAACCGCUCGAUGGCGGAACAGGACUGGAACAAGCUGCAGCACAUGACCAAUGCACAAGUAUUUGACGGUGGCGUGCUCGAGGGCGCGGACGAGGCGGACAAUCUGUUCGGCACGGGCGACAUCAUUUCGCCGACCGGACACACCGAUGCACAAACGUUGGCGAUCAUGCUGCAGGAGCAGCUCGAUGCAAUCAACAAUGAGAUCAGGUUAAUACAGGAGGAAAAACAGUCCACAGAAGCACGAGCAGAGGAGCUGGAAUCUCGUGUCGGCAGCUUGGAGCAUAUGAACCUGUUAGCCCGUGGCCGGUCGAUGGACCGCCAGAGUCCACCGCUCAGCGGUAGCAGCACACCAAACAGUCCCAAUCGUGACUACCUUCAAAAGUACCACACGGCGCCAGCGUCGAUGUCGCCAGCGCAUUUGCAUCAAUACGUAACCACUUUGAAUCAAGUUCCGUUGUCCGAAUCGUUACCCUCUAGCCAAGUACAGCUGGCACAUCUGCAGUCGGAAAUGCAACACGAUGAUAUGGGCAAUGCGGACCACGACAUGUCUGCCAGCGGCGGUGUUUGCGGAGGAGAUAACAGUUCCGGCGGCACCAUAUCGCCCGCCACCGCUCGCACCAUGCGGCUGGAACGUUUCGCACUAGCAUUAGCGCACAGCCAGGAGGAACUGAAACGACGGUCGCAAGGAGUCGUCCAUGGAACGGAAUUUCCGAACGAGUCCAGGAAUCAUUUUGUGGCCAGCAGCAACUACGGCAUGUCGCCCCUGAACUCGCGCCACGGAAGCCAGGAGUCGCUGAAGCACCUGAGCAUGGUCAGCUCGCUCAGUUCUCUACAAACGCCAACCGCCAGCCGGGGAGGAGAUGCCGUAUCGGCGGCACAAAAGAAGAAGGGCAUCAAGUCCAGUUUGGGACGGUUCUUUAGCAAAAAGGAGAAGGUAAAAGGUGUGAAGGAUUCCUCGAUGCCAGACGGCUCUACUAGCAUGAUGUCGAUGAGCGGGCUUUCGCUGAUCAGCGAUAUUGACUCCACGUACGAUAAUAUAAGCGUAUCCGGCUACAGACCACCGGGCAAGUCGAAUCCGAUCGAUUACACCCGGCAAAAGAAGAAGGAACACGACUAUCGGCACGAUCUGCUGGGCGAAGCCAUGAAAGCCGGCACACCGUUCGCGCUGUGGAACGGGCCAACGAUUGUCGCAUGGCUAGAGCUGUGGGUCGGCAUGCCGGCCUGGUAUGUGGCUGCCUGCCGUGCCAACGUGAAAUCCGGUGCCAUCAUGAGCGCGCUUAGCGAUACGGAAAUCCAGCGCGAAAUCGGUAUCAGCAACCCACUGCAUCGGCUAAAGCUGCGCCUUGCCAUACAGGAAAUGGUGUCGCUGACGUCACCAUCGGCACCGCAAACCACGCGGACAACGCUGGCAUUCGGAGACAUGAAUCAUGAGUGGAUAGGGAACUAUUGGUUGCCUAGCUUGGGUCUACCUCAGUACCGUACUACGUUCAUGGAGUGUCUGGUGGACGCUCGCAUGCUAGAUCACCUCAACAAGAAGGACCUGCGCGGUCAGCUGAAGAUGGUGGACAGCUUCCAUCGGACCAGCCUGCAGUUUGGCAUCUCCUGCCUGAAGCGACUGAACUACGAUCGCGCGGCACUGGAGGAGCGACGAAAGGCGUCCGAAAACAGUCUCAGUGAUGUGCUGGUGUGGACAAACGAUCGCACAAUGCGAUGGGUGCAGAGCGUUGGUCUCAAGGAAUAUGCCAACAAUCUGCUAGAAUCCGGCAUACACGGCGCCCUGAUAGCGUUAGAUGAAAGCUUCGAUGCUAAUUCCAUGGCCCUAGCUUUGCAAAUUCCAACCCAAAACACACAGGCUAGACAAAUUUUAGGCACGGAAUUUAACAAACUGCUCGAACUGUCCACCGAACGGCGCACGGAUCGAGAUUCAAUCAAAUCUUGACAUAAUCCUAGUCAUCCUAGUCUAAAUGGAUAAUAAAGCGGAUCACUGCGCAAUGGAGCGAGGAGGAGGAGGAGGAGGUAAAAGAGAGAAAGAGAUAGUAUUUUAUGGGCAACAUGAAUGCAACAAAGCAAGGCUAGCAAGCGAACGGGACGAGGGGGUAAACCGUUACACAAAUCAGAAGGGAGCAGCAGCAAGCACACAGACCCAAGAUGCGUGACGCAAGUCGAAUAUUCAAAGAUACAUACCAGCAGCAUUAGUAAAGCAAACGAUUACUAGUAAGCGACAAGUAUAAGAGGGGAAAGGGAGAGGGGGGUGGAAAGGAUACCGAAAAGAGAUCAUAUGUGGGAAGGGAGAAAGGGAACACAGUUGUAGCAGAUGGGGAGAGGUGGGCAGGGUAGUAGAAAGUAUAAUAGAGGGAAACAAUAUAUAUAUUAUAUAUACACACACACACACAAACAAACAAACAAACACAGACACGGCCAGACACAUACACACAAACAUGUUUGUCCUGCAGCGUACGGCAAACGGUCGUCGUAUAACGUUUUUGGGUAGUAGAAUGGGCCGCAAAAGGAAGGGGAAGGGAUCUAUCUAUCUAAAUACAACAUUGUCAUAAGUUUAAGGCAAUUGAUCGCUCGCGCAUCACGGGGAAAAGGAAGAAGAGCUGAGGGAGGAAAGGAUGAGCUCUAACCACACUACCCCUUUUCGAAGCUAUGUAUGUAUAUGUAUGGUAUAGGUUGAAACAAAACAAAAAUGAUAACCCAAGUGACAUGAGAACAGGAGGGAGUGCAGCAGAAGGACCUGCAGGGAAGAUCAGUAGUAGAGAUACCCAUAACACAAACACCCACACACACACACACACACCCACACAUACAGAAACAAAACAUCCCUCAAACAGCAGACGCAAACGAUGGAAAGAAGUGUCUCCAAACUUUAAAAGAACAAAGCAAAACAAAAAACAAAAAACAAAACUACCGCUAAUUGUAAAGAUAUACUUAUAAUCCCGGCA